AUCCUGGACGGCAACUCGCAGACGGAAGUGACGAAUCGCAGGAAUCCGGGGAUGUUUUGCGGCGAGAUCGAGCAGACGAGAGCCUUCAUUUCGGAGACGUCCAUCGUCAAAAUUAUCUUCAACGUCAACAAUUUCACGGAGGAGACCUAUUUCAGCUUUGAUUCCCGCGUCGAGCAGCAGAAGGAGGUUUACGGCCGGUUCGGACCCAACCCGGUGCUGUACCCGUACCGGCGCGGUGAGGUGAUCCCCGGUACGUACUGCGAGCGCGUGUUCACCGACUGCAAGCUCCAGUCGUGCUUCGUGCAGUCGCCAGGGUACCCGAGCGUGUACCCGCGCAACCUGCACUGCAAGUACUACCUCAACACCCGCCUGCCGUUCAUCAAGCUGUACAUCGAGAACGAGGAGUUCAACGUGGACGGCCAGCGCUGCGAGAACCCCAUGAUGUGCCCCAUGAGCCCCAUCUCGACCAACUGCCACUACGACUUCAUCCGCAUCUACGACGGCAAGAACGAGGACGCGGCCCUCAUCGGCACCUUCUGCGGGAUGGGGCGCUUCCCGCACUCCAUCAUCGGCUCGGGCCAGGACAUCAUGGUGGAGUUCGUGUCCUCGCCAGCCGGCCCCUUCCUCAACACGGGCUUCCACUUCAACGUGGGCAACUGGCCGGGCCACGUCGAGUCCAGCGGGUCGCGGAACGGCACCUGCGACUGGGUCUUCUCCAGCGACACGGUGGAGCGCGGCCAGGAGUCCAUCUUCCUGUCGCUGGCCCACUGGUACCCGCCGGGGACGUCCUGCUCGUACCUGAUCCGCGGCCGUUCCGACGAGGUGGUCCGCAUGUACUUCCCGUCGUUCCGCGUGCGGCCCAUCGAGGCGCCCAUCCGCCCGUACGACGGCGACUGCGGCGAGACGCUCAUCAUCUACGAUUCGGACCGCGAGGACGACGCCCGCAUCAUGAAGAUGUUCUGCGACACUUUCUCACGGCCUCUGGAGAAGCACGACUUCAUCUCGACCGGCAGCGCCAUGUUUGUCAAGUUCGAGAGCCGCACCGGGAGCUACGACGGGUCCUCGCUCUACUACUGGGCUCAGUACGACUUCUUCAACAACACCCACUACGGCAAGCCGGUCGAGGACACCCUGUGCGACGAGCUCUUCGAGUCCUACGUGCGCCCCGAAGGAAAGUUCGGGUCCCCUCUGAACACGCUCCUCUAUAAGACGGACGAGGACUUGAUGUGCCGCUACCAGUUCAAGGCCCCGCGCUACCAGUACCGCCGGAUCCUCCUCACCAUCAACUCGACCAACUUCAAGCAUAACGAGGACGCCUGCAUGGACUGCCUCAACGACAAGGUGGACAAGCUGAAGAUCAUCGAUCCCUUCCGCAACGGCACCAACGUCUGCAUCUGCGACAACUGGGUCACGGGAAACCGCCUCCCGCCGAGCAUCGUGUCGAACGGACCCUCGCUCACCCUCGAGAUGCACAUCGACCACCGCCACGCCACGACAAACUACUUCAAAUUCGAGGACCCGAUCUUCGAGGGCACCUACAAGUUCAUCCACAGCCCCAUCUGCGGCCCCACCGUCAUCCCCGCCGCCACCGAGGGCAACAUCAUGUACCCGAAGUACGAGCCCUACGUAUACGGCGGCUACGGCGAGGACGUCCACUGCAUCUGGGAGCUGCGGGUCAAGCAGGAGAGGGACGUGUGGCUGUACGUCGACCAGCUGGACUUCUCCCUCAACGACUGCUCGCUCGAGGUGAUCGAGGUGUUCCUCCCCGGGCGCGACCGGCCCGAGUUCACCAUCUGCGAGAAGAGCGAUACUGGGGAGGACGCCAAGACCAACAUCCUGAAGGCGCGCGACCUGAUCGAAGGCGCCAUCAACAUCCACUUCAAGUCCUCGGCCCCGGGACACUCCAACUUCAAGCUCACGUGGACGGAGCUCUUCGAGCUGCCCAAGAACAGCGACGGCACCGUCAUGACCUCCAAACUGAUAGCUUCGGGGGACUGCGAGUUCGUGUGCCCCGGCCAGGCCGCCUGCAUCAAUAACGACCUGGUGUGCAACGGCGUCCGCAACUGCCCCGGCAACGCCUCCGCCGCGGCCCAGCACGACGAGGCCCCAGAAAUCUGCUUCGCUCGCACCGGCUCCAAGUUCAACUACGUCGCCCUGGGCCUCGGGGCCGCCGGCGGGACGGUGGUGGCCGUCGCCGUCAUCAUCCUCGUGUGCCGCAACUGCCGCAAGCGCCCGGACGACAACACCUUUUAAGGGCUCCGGGAAAGUUAAGAAGGAGCUUUAGCGUAAGGAAUGAAAGGGUUGAGGUGGCGGAAAAGGAACUGCAUCUCCCUUGUGUCACAGUGAUGGUCUGGGUCCCAGCAGGUGUCAAGAUCCGCGAGAUAAUGAUGAGAAAAAGAGUUUGAUCAGUUUAGAGGCUUUUUUGGGGACCCACGCUCGAGCCUGGACGGCGUCUUGGCAUUGAGCCGCGCAAAACAGAAACACAAAACGCACAAGUCCAGACCUGUUGAUGACAAUAAUAAAAAGAGAUAAAACUCUCUCGCUUGGCCCACGUCAAUUAAAACGUUCCAAACGCGUGAGAGAAAAGGUGCGAGAAGGAAACCAAACUAAAUACGGCAGAGAUGUGAAAAAAGGAACAUUUCUGACUAACCAAUUCUUCCAUUGUCAAGGAGAGACUGGCCCUCGAGAGAGGCGAGGUCUUCCUCCAGCGAGAGACUGGCCAGACGUUGCUUGUUAAGUGACCUAGCAUCAUCUAGUUUAAUGACUAUCUGUGACCUGUUUUCCUUGUGGAUAUAUAAGAGUAUAUUGCAGAGUGAGACAUUGUAUGUAAGAGUCUAUGUAUAUAUAAUGGAUUUAGUCCCGUUUAGAGGGUCUUGGUAUAUGUCAAAUAGGGUCUCUUUUUUAAUUUAUUGUCAAUUCUGCAUUAAUUGAAACAAAUCAAAAUCUAGUUUCGAUUAAGUACAAACCUAUAUGUAAAGAGUAUGACCAGCCGGUGACCACGCAAUGUGCAGAGAUGUUCAUUUGAUUUUGCUUUUAUCUUAUGACUAAAUGCGUGCGCUUCUUUUUUUUUCUCGUCAUCAUUAUCAGCCGUAAAUGGUCGCUUCAUAUCCACCCUUUUCUCUAAAUGAGUAAUUUAGAUGAAUGAUAUAUUUCUUUUCAAGUAUUUUGAGAUUUAUUAAAGGUUCGCUGAUGA
Molecule: messenger RNA, 3193 nt
Organism: Penaeus monodon (black tiger shrimp)
Lineage: Eukaryota; Metazoa; Arthropoda; Malacostraca; Decapoda; Penaeidae
Product: cubilin-like
Cellular component (GO): plasma membrane
Source: RefSeq, a predicted model, not a curated record